AUGCCAGAGGGGCUGGUGGCUCAUUUAAAGAACAAUCUGGUGGACUUCUCGGCCUUUGACUGGGGGGACUUCCAAGAUUGGAAUGUCGCCAGGCCGCAGCCCCAAUGGCCAACCUUGACCCCGGACUGGGAAAAAUGGCUGCCGAGGAUGGAGCACUUAUUCGGCCAGCAAUGGAAGGAUCAAGGCAUCUACCACUUGAUCAAGCUGUUCGAUCGGCCACUCGUCAUGGACUGGUCGCUCUUGGCCGCGGCCCUAUGCUUCUGGUCGUCGGCCACAAAUACUAUGAACCUCCGGUUUGGCAUGAUGACGCCGACCGUUCUAGACAUGGCCGCCCUAUUCGGCCUCUCCCCUCUUGGCGUGGAAGUAAACGACGCUCUGAUCGCCCCUGAGGCUGAAGGGAGUUUUAAGGCCGCAUGGCCUAUGGUCGCCAAGCUUGCUUGGAGUAAGGCGAAGAACAUGCUCAACUACUCCAACUUCUACAGCAACUUCAGCGUGGAGGACAGCGCCGAUGAUGAUUCCAUCGCUCCCUUGGGCGAGGUUGAGCAUGCCGCGUUCUUGCUGUACUGGCUAUGCAAGUUCGUGUUUUGCACCCAAGCGAACAAGUCACCCUGGAGUUCGCCCAUCUGGCCGACUAUCUCGCGCAGGGCGGAAGGCUGGCGCUCGGCCCAUUCCUCCUUGGUCAUAUCUACCGUCCGCUUCACGACAUCGUCACGGAUGGGAUGA
This is a messenger RNA of Prunus armeniaca (apricot), 723 nucleotides long. Lineage: Eukaryota; Viridiplantae; Streptophyta; Magnoliopsida; Rosales; Rosaceae. The record is from the annotation of a GenBank genome assembly.